Molecule: messenger RNA, 781 nt
Organism: Paramecium octaurelia
Lineage: Eukaryota; Ciliophora; Oligohymenophorea; Peniculida; Parameciidae
Source: the annotation of a GenBank genome assembly
AUUAUAAUUAAUUCCACAUGGCCAGCAAGAAGAAGCAACUUUUUAAAAUCAUCAUCUUAGGUGAUUCAGGGUAAAAUUAAUUUCUAACUUAACUUUUAGAGUAGGAAAAACAUCUUUGAUGAAUUAAUAUGUCAAUGCAAGGUUCACUCAAUAAUAUAGAGCUACAGUCGGUGCAGAUUUUAUGGCCAAGGAAGUUAUGAUAGAUGAUCGCAUGGUUACCCUUUAAGUAUGUUGAAAAUUUUUAAUUUUGUUAGAUUUGGGACACAGCAGGAUAAGAGAGAUUCCAAUCAUUAGGUGGUGCAUUUUACAGAGGAGCUGAUUGUUGUGUAUUGGUUUACGAUAUUACAAAUCCAAAAUCUUUUGAUUCUUUGGAUUCUUGGAGAGAUGAAUUUUUAAUGUAAGGUUAACCAAAAGAUCCAGAACAUUUUCCUUUUGUCGUUUUGGGAAAUAAAUUGGAUAAAGCAACAGAAAGAAAAGUUUAAGAAUCCAAAAGUUAAUAAUGGUGUAAAUCACACGGAAAUAUACAAUUUUUUGAAGUCUCAGCCAAAGAUGCCACAAAUAUAGAAUAAGCUUUCCAAGACAUUGCAAAAGCAGCUGCAAGUUAAGAAAAAGAUGAAGAAAUGUAAUUCUUUAUAGUUUAUCAUUCUUAUUUAGAUUUUUCCCUACAACUGUGACAUUAACUAAAUAAGACCCAAAGAAAUAGACCAAAUAAGGAGGAUGCUGUUGAUUCAUUGAAAUUUUAAACACAUUUCAUUAUAAUAAUAAUUAUAAAUAUUGUGAC